GUCGAGCACGCGACCCAUACGGGGCAGUGCCUGGACGUGGACCCGACGGACCCGCACCACAACGUGCAAACGUGGACGUGCAUUGCCGGCAACGACAACCAGCGUAUCGAGCUCGUGCCGCAGAUCUAA
Molecule: messenger RNA, 129 nt
Organism: Saprolegnia diclina VS20
Lineage: Eukaryota; Oomycota; Saprolegniomycetes; Saprolegniales; Saprolegniaceae
Exons: 1
Source: RefSeq, a predicted model, not a curated record